GUUCGAGUGGCGCCAUGGCAGCAGCGGCGCCUUCAUCUUCGUCGUCUGCCUUGCCUCACGGCGAGGUCAGUCAAAGCACAACAAACACACACACUCAUCAAUGUGUCAGAGCAUCACUGACUCAUCCCUUUGUUCGUUUGACUCUUCGGUUCGUCAGGCAAUGGCAUCCCCGACGCCGUACCGUUACAAACAGGGCAGUCGUGUGCUGAUGGUGACCAACUGGCGGGAGAAGGGCAAGCAGAGGUGGGUCAAGGCCGACGUGUAUCGCAUCGAGGAGGGCAGUGGACGGACGGCGCUUCACUUGAGGGAGGUGGGCGGACACCGGGAGGAGUUCAAAGUGCUGGUGCCGCAUAGCAAGACAAAGACAUCACCGCAUGGCCAACAGGUACACGCGACGUCCACACGUCCACUCAAUCACCGCAUGUGUGUGUGAUGGUGUACGCCCAGGCGCAUGGCGGCUUCCGCCUCACUCACAAGAACUCUGCUGAUCAGGAGGAUAACACAAUGGUACACACACACAGCCACACUCGUGACGCGGCUCACUCUCAUGCUGGCUGCUCUCCCUGACUCAGGCCCCUUGUGGUCUUGGCGACGACCACCUGUCGUUUGUCUUCAGCUUCAUGACCCCUCGCGAGUUGUCAGCCCUCCCAACACUCCUCAAGCAGUGGCCGCAAGUCCGCAAGGGGGCCUUCCACCAGCAGACACACAUCGCCAUCGCCAUCGACUCUUCUACCGAGGAGGACCGCCACUUCUGGGAGAGCAUGACGCCUGAGGCGGCCUUCGAGCUUGGCAGACGGCUCGUCAACCUGACAGCAGUCAGCCUCGUGCAGCCAUUCUUCGACCAGUCUUGGCGUCUGGGCACCAUGAUAAGCGUCGUGGAGGGUCAUGCGGCCGGGCGGCGGGAGGCGUGCAAGAAGGAGGGGCAGCAGCACAUGGCGAAGGGAUCGCUGGAGACAAUCGACUUCACCACCAGCACUACCACCACCAGCAGCACCACCAACCUGUCCUCCCUCCCUGCCCCCCUCACCGAACCCUCCACCCUCCAUGCCCUCAGCGCCGUCACUGGUGCCUUCGGUGAGCACAGUGAGCUGGUCAACAGGGGCUGGAAGAUGCCCGCACUCCAGUGUGUGGAGCUGUGGGGGUGGGGUGCCGACGUCCUGGGCCGAUUCAUCAGCUCCUCGUCAUCGCUGAAACAAGUGCGGGGGUGUCGGCGGUCAUGGGAAUGGUGGGCGGCUGUGUUUGAACGCUUUCCCGUCGCAUCCGCCGGGCAGCCAGGGCCGCUCAGACACCUGCAGACCAUCGGAGGGAUCGAGCAUGACCGUCAUGGGGACGUGACACACGGGGGAUCGACACGACUGCAGGUAAGCAAUCAAUCACCACACAGGGGAGGCCUCACCUGUGCACACACACACACGAAUGGUCUUCUCCUCUCUGUGUUCUUUUUUUAGGAUGUGCUCACGUCGCGUGGCUGCCGCAAGUCGUUGACGGGCCUCGACGUGAAGAUCCCACAGUUCCAGUACAUGUACCACACCAGCCUCUCUGCCCUGCUGGCCGUCGACGGCUUCAUCAACACGUGCUGCAUCUCGCCGGAGGUGCCGCUCAACGUGACGAUCGAGGGGAACAUCUUCAACUUGGCCGUCUUCUACGCCGACGCAUUCCCCCCUUGCCCAUCCCCCUUCAUCAAGACGGCCAUCAAGGAGGCGGCACGGCAGGCGGAGCAUGUGGGAUACGCCAUCAGCCAGCACGACCUCACCCACCCUAUCGACACCCCCAGCCAGGCGGCCGUCGAGAUCGCACAAAGCCUCUCGUUCGACAAGGUGCGAGUCGUGGAGGUUCACGAUGACCAUGGCUUCGUCCCCCCUCUCGGCACCAUCCCACCCGCCCCCGACAUCAUCAACCACCUGCAGCCGUUCUCGAGGGCGGGACAGCUGUAUUUGAACAGCCGUCUGGGCGUUGCUGCCUUCCGCUUGCUGGCGCAGAAGAUGCCUAUGGAAGUGGAGAGCGUCCUGUUUGAUGCAAGGGUCAGUGCACUCAGUGCACAGGACAGGAGUGGUGUGCUGGAGGGAUUGGGGGAGAAGAGGGUGGAUCUGAAGAAACCAAUCAACCUUGACCGCAACCGGGACGGCACCAUCGACAUCAGCGUCAAUGACCGCGAGGGCUCGGAUGCCCGCACAUCCUGGCUUGCUGUACUGGACCGGCUUCGACGCACGGUACAGAUCAGGACUGGGGCUUCGACGCACAGCGCCAGCCCCCAGGAAAGGGACUGGGGUGGCGCUGUGCGAAUGAGCGGGGAGAGCGACGCAGACAGACAAUCGCAGCGCUCAGUGGUCGACACAACGAGCGUAAGCACGACUUCGCUCCCACCGGCAGAUAGCCGUUUCAGUGCUGUUCACUUUUGCUCGUUCAGAUGAUGCAGUCAGUGAGCAGGCAGACCAACGAAAGAGGGCCGCAAACGAAGAAGCAGAGAACCAACGACCCCGAUUAUGGGGCAGCCCCACCAUUCAUGGUGAGCGGACUGAAAGGAGAUGAGGAAUUAGACAGGGAAAUCACUGCUGCCUCCACGCGAUUGCAACUAUUGUUUCGGCAGGAUCCGGCCUCUGUGCAGGGAGGUGGGAAAGGUCCGAGUGGGUGGAUCCUUUUUGGCUUGUCUCAGCCUCACGCAGUGCGGCGCCUUCGACGGGUGGAGGUCGGAUCGCUUUCCAUCCUGUCGCGAAAUACACAUGGAACUAGCAGGUAUGCCGGGAGGGCAGUGAUUGUCAUCAUAUGUGUGUGUCCAUCCACUUUGCCUUUGUGUCGUCUGUGCUGACGUUCCCGAGCGCAUUCAACGCGGCUUGUCGACUCUGUUCACCGCUGGCGUGCGCGGCCUGAGGCGUGUGGUGCUGUCGCUGGAGGGCGUGUAUCGCGACCGACGGCGUGGCGAUGCCAUUCGUGAGGUGCUCCCUAACAGCAUGCGAGGAGGCGGCUUCACCAUCAACACAUUGGAUCACCCUCCGAGGGACCCUCGUGACAUUGUAGUGGAGGCAACUUAUGAGGUGACACAUAGACAGGAACACUCACUCACUAAGACCAGUGAAUGGCUCAUUCACUCACCCUCACGUGUCGGCAGGACCAGUACAACGACCCUGCCGCACCGCAGAAGGUGGAUACUGCAACAGUGUCUGCUGCUGCCCUGGAGCCGGUGCUGACCACGUGCAGGGCCAUGAACCUGCCACACACUCAGUCACUCAAGCUGCACAAAUGAG
This is a messenger RNA of Vitrella brassicaformis, 3242 nucleotides long. The record is from the annotation of a GenBank genome assembly. NCBI's taxonomy places the organism in Eukaryota, Vitrellaceae.